Messenger RNA from Mauremys mutica (yellowpond turtle), 1206 nucleotides. RefSeq names its product DNA-directed RNA polymerases I and III subunit RPAC2-like. Gene Ontology annotation, biological process: DNA-templated transcription. The record is from RefSeq and is a predicted model, not a curated record. Gene Ontology annotation, molecular function: DNA binding; protein dimerization activity; DNA-directed RNA polymerase activity. The transcript is spliced from 5 exons. Lineage: Eukaryota; Metazoa; Chordata; Testudines; Geoemydidae. Gene Ontology annotation, cellular component: RNA polymerase I complex; RNA polymerase III complex. Bases 587 to 865 code for a protein of 92 amino acids.
AAAGUCUAUGAGUCUAUUGUUGGGUCUGAAAUGUGACUCCCAGUGAAUGAGAUCCAAGAACGGCUUGGUAUUAAAGGUUGUUGAGGGUGGGAUCUUGUACUCAUGCUCCCAAAAUUCCCUUUGAAGGCUGGGACCUUUGGGUGUGCAAGGAAUGGAAGGAUCAGAACCUAGGAUAACACUAACCCUUUGACUGUGCAUAUAAUAAUAAUUCCUAGCUUUUCUAUCGUGCAGUAUAUCUAGCUUUCAUCUAUCUGGCAGUCUAGAAAUCCCUGGGUUCUAAGAGGAAGGCUCUGGCUUUAUAUUUUUUUCCCCUCCAGAUUUGUGUGGUGGGCCCAUACUCCAGCUGUGACGUUUCUCCAAAAACAAGCUCUUGGCAAAUCUCAACCACUGUUUUCUAACACAAUGAUGAACAUAGAUGAACAAUGAUGAACCUAGUUGUCCAGGUCUAUGCUUACAGUUAUACCAUGGGGGGUGACCCUGUUGCUGACACCAGUCAUCAGAAGUCCAGGCAGAUGGGACGGAUGGAAACUGUGUCACAUUUGUGUUACAUGAUGAGGACCACACAUUUGGCAACUCCCUCCGUUACAUGAUCAUGAAAAAUUGGCUUGCUGCUGAUUCUGAGAGCCCACUUGUGCUUCCUGCUUCUGUUUCCUGUAGCCCUGAAGUGGAGUUCUGUGGUUACAGCAUCACCCACCCAUCUGAAAGCAAAAUCAACUUCCGGAUCCAAACCAGAGGGGGGAUCCUAGCCAUUGAGCCAUUCCGGAGAGGACUGACAGAACUGGUGGACGUCUGCCAGCACGUGCUCAGCAAGUUUGAGGCAAGCGUAAAGGAAUACAAGGCCCAAAGAGAGGCGGAAAUGGACUAGCCCCUGCAGCUGCUGGAGUACGGAAUGGACAUGUAUAUAUUGUUCAUGUAUGUUUAAUGCCCCUGUUGAAAGAGGUUUUAUUUUUUUAUGACAAAUCUGAAGCAAACGGUGUAAUUUCUCUAAUAAAUGCUGUAAGGUUCAGUCUUGCUUGCAUUUCACUCCAUUCAGACCUGCCACAGAUCCAAAAUAAGAAAGGGGUUCCCUGAAAUUUUCUCAGGUCAGCAGUCCCCACUACACUUCCAUUCUCACCCUUAGAAAUCUCCACAGUCUCAAAUUCACUUCAAGAUCUGAGUCUGCAGAAAUCCCCCAGAUCAAAGCACCUCCAACCCUUUGCAGUGUUU